UUUGUAAGAAAGGGUGAGAACGCGAAGGGUUUACACAGGAGAAAUGGGUUUCAUAUCGGUGCUCGUUGACGCCGUCGUGGUGGUCUUCUCCGUUGUGCUUGCGGUGACGGCGCCAUUGUUCGACGCACAGAUCGUCCUCCCCGAUUCGCUCUAUCCGACGCAGCUCGUGAAGCUAAAGCGGUGGUACGCCGAAGAGUUCGGCGACUAUUUGAUGGCCGAGAAGCCCGGCUUCUUCACUGGCCUCAUAUGGCUGGAGAUCGCCUUCCUCUGGCCCCUCUCCGUCGCCAAUGUCUACGGAAUCAUCGCCCGCCGCCCCUGGGUUGCCACCACUUCCCUCAUGGCGGGCGUCAACGUCGCCACGACCAUGGCGGCCAUAAUGGGAGAGUUGCUGGGUUCAGGGAAAGCAUCAGAUAGACUGAUUCAAUUUUAUGCUCCAUUCAUGGUUUUUGCCUUCUUGGCGAUCAUACGAGGGCUGCUUCCUCGACGCAACCCUCCUGCCCUUUCAGGCAAAAGCAAGAAGAAGAGGGCCUAAUUGCAGCAGCUGCUGGUGCCUCGCGGUGUAGUUGUUCUUUGGCUUCCUGUCGUUGACAAAUUACCUGUUGGAUUUUAUGCUUUAUCGAUCUUGUCUGUUAUUGAGGUUGGAACUUACAUUUUUUUGCAUAUUGAAUUGGACCUUAUUCGGGGACGAAAAUACAAUUCUUUAGGUGGUUUUUUUUUUUUUUUUUGCGUAAUAAAAUAUAAAU
Messenger RNA from Zingiber officinale, 743 nucleotides. Its product is annotated as sigma intracellular receptor 2-like. Lineage: Eukaryota; Viridiplantae; Streptophyta; Magnoliopsida; Zingiberales; Zingiberaceae. The transcript has 2 exons. Gene Ontology annotation, cellular component: endoplasmic reticulum. The coding region runs from base 44 to 532 and encodes 162 amino acids. The record is from RefSeq and is a predicted model, not a curated record.